AGUAUUUUUAGUUCACAUACGAAAUAAAACAAACACUAGUACACUACCACCACGACCUCAGCCGCGGCAACAAUGGCAAGCAAAACCCAAACCCAAGCCCAAGCGCUGACUGAGAGAAUCCAAGUGGACGGGGAUCCAGUGGAGGCUGUCUUGGACCAUGGCACCGGCGAGCUGCGGUGGCGGAGCGGUGAUGAUGAUAGGCGCCUCUUUGUGGAGUCGGAGAUGCUAGGAAUCGAGAUGAAGGGGAUGAUUAUUACUAUUAGGGCCUUUGUGGAUGCACCCGAGAGGUGCUGCUUUGUUUCGAGCUCCGGCAGGAGAGUGAGAAGGGAUUUCCUGCUAGAGAUGCCGUCUGAGACUUCCGCGAUGAUUUGGACCGAGAGGCUCAAAGAUUGCAUCGAUUCCCUUGGCAGACCAAAGAGGUUAUUUAUAAUUGUAAACCCAUUUGGUGGGAAGAAGGUGGCGCCACAAAUAUUCCAAAACGAAGUCAGACCAUUAAUGGAAGCUGCCGGAAUCCUUUACACAGUGCAAGAAACCAAUCACCGGCUACAUGCUCAAGAAAUAGCUCAGAGUAUGAACCUUGAUCAAUACGAUGGGAUUGUAUGUGUCAGUGGAGAUGGUAUUCUUGCGGAGGUAGUUAAUGGUUUGCUUCAAAGAGAAGAUUGGCACACUGCAAUUAAAAUGCCUCUAGGGAUAGUCCCAGCAGGCACGUCCAAUGGCAUGGCAAAAUCUCUUCUGGAUUCAGUUGGCCAAGUGUACUCAAUAUCUAAUGCUGCAUUUUCCAUUAUUAGAGGUCAUACACGUAAGCUAGAUGUUGCUUCCAUCUUGCAAGGAGAGGCACAGUUUUUCAGUGUCUUGAUGCUUACCUGGGGUUUCAUGGCAGAUGUUGAUAUUGAGUCAGAGAAGUAUAGGUGGAUGGGCAGUGCUCGGAUAGGCUUUUAUAGUUUAUUGCGUGUGAUGAACUUGAGAAAGUAUCAUGGGUGUGUAAAAUUCGUGCCUGCUCCUGGUUAUGAGUUAUAUGGGGAGCCCCUGUGCCAGGAUGAAAUUAGCAAGGAUAAUCCACACAUGCAAGAAAGCAGGGGUGGUUCUAGAGUUCAGCAUUACCACGGUCCUCAGACUUCUCUGCAGGGAAUGGAAUGGAGAUCAAUUAAUGGUCCUUUUGUUUUAGUUUGUUUGAAUAAUGUGCCUUGGCCUGUCGAGGAUGUCUUGUUAGCACCUGAAGCUAAGUUCUCGGAUGGCUACUUGGACAUGACUAUAAUCAGGGACUGCCCGAAAACAGCCCUUCUGAUGAUGCUACUGAAAAUGGAUGAAGGUGACCAUGUCAAGUCAGACUAUGUUAUGCAUCUCAAGGUGAAAGCAUUGAGACUAGAGCCAGGACAGUGUGUGGGGAAUCCAAAGAAAGGAGGUAUAGUAGACUGUGAUGGAGAAAUCAUUGCAAGGGGAGAAGAUGCUUGUUCUUGUCACCAGCAAGACUCCCUGAUGGCUUAUGGCCCUCCCAUUCAGGUGACAGUGGACAAAGGUUUAGCCACCAUAUUUUCUCCAAGGGAUGUUUGUGGUUUUGAGAGUCUUUGAGGUAGAUUUGCUGAUGGAACUACAGAAAUCCAAGGGAGAAAGCAAC
Molecule: messenger RNA, 1615 nt
Organism: Dioscorea cayenensis subsp. rotundata (Guinea yam)
Lineage: Eukaryota; Viridiplantae; Streptophyta; Magnoliopsida; Dioscoreales; Dioscoreaceae
Product: sphingosine kinase 1-like
Exons: 11
Coding region: 73-1569 (498 amino acids)
Biological process (GO): sphingosine biosynthetic process
Cellular component (GO): intracellular membrane-bounded organelle; cytoplasm; membrane
Molecular function (GO): kinase activity
Source: RefSeq, a predicted model, not a curated record